AUGAGAAGUAAAACUUUAAUAUUGUCUGUUUUUUUUAUUAUAUUUCCACUAUCAAUGAUCACUUCUGUUAGAGCUUCAUGUCCUUCUAAUUUGGUACAACAGUCUUUUAUUCAAUCCAAAAAUUGCACUUUAAAUGAAACAUUGACAAUAACAGGUUCUUUACAAGCACCUACAGUAUACAUGUUAAAUAAUGUUUCAACACUAAACAUAACAGGUGGGUUGAUAUGUCAAAAUGCUUCAAUUAUAAAUGUCACACAAAGAUCAACACUUUGUACAACAACAGAUAUUACUUUAAAAGAUCAAUCACAUUUCAAUUUGUAUGAUAAUUCGAUUUUAGACACACGAAAUAUUAACCUAUUUAAUGAAUCACAAUUUAUCAUUUCAGAUAUAUCUGUUAUUGAAUCAUUUUUUAAUAUCAUUUUAUACAACAAAUCAAUAUUUAUUUUUAAAACUCUUGGAUUUACAAUGAAUUUAUUUGCUGCAAAUAUAGAGGACGACGCUAUUUUUAAAAUGGAACACGGUUUUAAAAUAAAUAAUUUAAUAGAAAUAAGAUCGAGAGGAAACGGGAUUGUUUUUCUUGAUUCAAUAACAAAUGCCGAUUUUUUUAUUUUCAAUGGAAAUUCUACACUGUAUUUAAACCCAAAUGCGUCCAUUGAAAGAAUGAUGUAUUUUGAUUUCAGCGACAAUGCAACUUUUAAAAUGGGUAAUUGUUCAAGCAUAAAGCGUGCCGAUUCUUUUCGUUUCUAUGAGAAUUCAACUGCGUUAUUACAUGAGCAUUCUCUUGUCAAUUUGAAUUACGACAUAAGUUUUGGUGGAAAUAGCACUUGCAUGAUGUUUUCAAAAUCGAGUAUCAAUUCAACAUUAUAUAUUUAUAUUGAUGGUAAUUCAACUUUCACAAUGAAUUCUAGCGAAAUCACUUCAAUUAAAAACAGGUUUUAUUUGAGUAACAAUGCUACUUUUUUGAUGUACAAUGAUGCAAUCAUCAAAAACGUUACACAAAUUGAAAUCAACAAUGGAAAGCACACAUUUGAAAUGAACAACAAUUCAUUUGUGAAUGCCUCUAAUUUCAAAAUCACAAAUGGCACUUUUGUGUUAAAUGGAAAUGAUGAUAGAAAUAGUGUUAACAGUACAAACUUAUCUUGUAUCAACAAUGGCACGAUAGUUGUGACAAAUACUACAUGGGUUAACAUUUUGAAUACUACAAUAUUUAAUUUUUGUAAUAUAAACGUAACAAAAAGGACAAUCAGGGAUUUACCCAUCUUUUUUUCUUAUCAAAUAAACAUGACAAUUUUCAGUUUUCAGAAUUCAUUUGAAAUAGAUUUGGCUUGUUCCAUUAUGCCAAUUAAAACAACGCUUCCACAAGGAACUAAACUUCUUAUAGAUGGUCGCUUAUUAAGAUUGGGUUUUUCAAACAAGGUGUUUUGCCAUUUAAUUAAUAAAAACGAAUUUUAUAGUGAGCCAUACUGUCCUUGUAGUUCUGUCAAUUGUUAUAUCACUCCACUCAAAAACAUCACUUUUUUUAAUUUAUAUAUUGAUACACCACCAAUAAACUCACAACAUAAAACCAAUGAACUUGAGGAAGUACUUGACAUUGAAAGUGUUUCAAUCGAAAACAAAAAAGUUUCAUUUUAUAAAACAGACAACUUUGUUUUAUGUGUAAAUUCACAAUCAUUAAAAUUAAUUACAAAUAUUUCGUCUUUAACAAAAACAGUUCUUCUUGUUUCGACUCAAUAUUUUGUAUUUAAAAAGGUUGUUUCACAGGCAAUAUACACGACAAAUAAUCAUACCAAAUAUUUAAUAAAUCCAGAAUGUGAGGAUGGAUUGCAUUUUAACACAAUAACACAAGAAUGUGAAGAAUGUUCAGAUUUAAAUUGUCUUGAUUGUUCUUACAACACAAAUGAAUGUUUAAGAUGCCAACAUAAUUACAAUAUUGAUAUAAAUGGAAAAUGUGCAAUAAUAUCAAAUUGUUUGUUAAAACAAUCAAAUCGAUGUUUGAAAUGUUCUAAAGGGUAUUCAUUAGUUGCAGGUAGGUGUCAAAAGUCUACAAACUGUUUGAUUCAAACUUUUGAUGAAAAAUGCCAAAUUUGUGAUUUAACAACUUUUAACAUUAACAACACACAUUGUGUAAAUGCAGAUGAUAAUACAAAAUACACAAAUCAAAAUAAUAUAAUAACUUGUAAAAGUGGUUUUGUUACGAAUUCCACAAAUUGUCAAAAAUGCUCAGAAAUGUACAAAUCAAGUCUUCUUUGUGAAAAUGGUCAUCCCACAAAAUGUGAAAUAACAACUGAAAUGAAUACAAAUAAAAUGUGUGAAAAUAAUAAUUGUUCAAUACCAAAUGAUCAAAACGGAAGGUGUUCGUCCCCAAUUGCAAAAUGCAAUUUUAUUACAAAUUCAAUGUGUUUAGAAUGUGAUAAUAAUUCGAUUCCAAACAAAAUGGAAUGUCACACAAAUGACGAUUUGUUAUGCACAAACCAGAGUUCGGUUUCGUGUUUGAGAUGUGAAGACUUUUAUUUUUACAGUUCAUCAACAAACAAAUGUGAAAAAUGUGGUCUAAAUUGUAUGACUUGUGUCAUUAAUUCGACUCGUUGUAUUACAUGUCCAUUGGGAUAUUAUCUCUCAAAUAAUACAUGCAAUACAAAUGCCAAAUUGAUUGGAAUUUGCACACAACUGUUAUCAUCUGGUGGAUGUGUUAAAUGCAUUGAAGGGUAUUACAGAAAUGGG
Molecule: messenger RNA, 2721 nt
Organism: Entamoeba invadens IP1
Lineage: Eukaryota; Evosea; Mastigamoebida; Endamoebidae
Exons: 1
Source: RefSeq, a predicted model, not a curated record